AUGGAAAUCAAAAACCUCAUAACUCAUAAUAUAAGAAAGAUGUUGCUUUACUUCAAACUUAUUAAUAAACUGGCUUCACCAGAACAAAAAACAUCCCUUGUCACGUUCUCAAAAAUCAAUUUCAACAUUGAGGUGAUUGGGUGCUUUGCAAGAGUGACUGCAACACACUUUGUGACUAACACAAACCCAACACCAAUUGACCUUUCAACCAGCUUUGAGUAUGACAACCAGAGUGCCAUAGUUGGGUACUCAUACAAAGUGAACGACAUAGAGGUGAUCUCGUCGCUCAAAGAGAUUGAAGCUGCUAAGAAAGAAAUAGCAGAUGCAAAAAGUUCUGGAUAUUCGACUUCAGACAUCCAGAAAACAGAUGAUCGCACUCUCAUUCUUUCACUAGGCAAUUUGGACACAACCAAAACUGCUGAGUGUAAAAUAAUAUACGUCACACGCCCUUUCCGUUGUCGACGACAAUUUAGUUCUUACAUCAACUAA
Entamoeba invadens IP1 is the source of this 489-nucleotide messenger RNA. RefSeq lists its product as hypothetical. The record is from RefSeq and is a predicted model, not a curated record. Bases 1 to 489 code for a protein of 162 amino acids. Lineage: Eukaryota; Evosea; Mastigamoebida; Endamoebidae. The transcript has 2 exons.